Molecule: messenger RNA, 1761 nt
Organism: Zingiber officinale
Lineage: Eukaryota; Viridiplantae; Streptophyta; Magnoliopsida; Zingiberales; Zingiberaceae
Product: probable glycosyltransferase 2
Exons: 1
Coding region: 114-1490 (458 amino acids)
Biological process (GO): xyloglucan biosynthetic process
Cellular component (GO): endosome; membrane; trans-Golgi network
Molecular function (GO): hexosyltransferase activity
Source: RefSeq, a predicted model, not a curated record
CAUGUGCGGUGUGUUAGAGCAUCAAUUGCCAUCAGCAUAGGUAGAACAAAUACGUCAUUGACGACCUAUCGGCGGCGUCGUCGUCUCCUCCUCCGCCGAAGAAGAAUCCCGUGAUGGGGCAGGAAGGCAAGACGACGCCGGCGAGAGACCUCCCCGGCCCCGCCCGCUCCAGGCUUACCCGUCGCCGACAGAUCCGCAAGACGUUCAACAACCUUAAGAUCACCGUCCUCUGCGGUGUCGUCACCAUUCUCGUCCUCCGCGGCACCGUUGGCAUCGGGAGCCUCAUCGGCGCCGGCGGAGGCUCUGAGGCCUCCGAAGGCUCCGACAAGAAGGUUGUCGAGGACAUCGACCGCAUCCUUCGCGAGAUCCGUUCGGACUCCGACCCGGACGAGGGCGACCAGAUCCCGUUCGGAUUUAAUUCCGCUGCCGCCGCUCUCAACUAUACCUCUUCCGACGUCCUCGCCGCCGUUGCCAACUACACCCUCGGCUCCAAGAUCUCCGACUGGGACGAGCAGCGGCGGCGGUGGCUGACCGAGAACCCAGGGUUCCCGAACCGGAUCGCUACCGGCAAGCCGAGAACCUUACUUGUCACUGGAUCGCCGCCCAACCCCUGCGACAACGCCAUUGGCGACCAUUACCUUCUGAAGGGCACCAAGAACAAGAUCGAUUAUUGCCGCAUCCAUGGGAUCGAGAUCGUCUACAAUAUGGCGCAUCUAGACCAGGAGCUCGCAGGGUACUGGGCGAAGCUCCCGCUGAUCCGCCGUCUGAUGCUCGCGCACCCGGAGUUGGAGUGGAUCUGGUGGAUGGACAGCGACGCUCUCUUUACCGACAUGGCCUUCGAGAUUCCUCUCGACCGAUAUGCUUCUCACAAUCUCGUUAUCCAUGGCUAUCCCGAUCUCCUCUUUGAGAAAAAUUCCUGGAUUGCCCUCAACACCGGCAGCUUUCUGCUGCGCAAUUGCCAGUGGAGUCUCGAUUUGCUUGAUGCGUGGGCGCCGAUGGGGCCAAAAGGCCCGAUUCGAGAUGAAGCCGGAAAGAUACUGACUGCCAAACUGCAGGGUCGGCCGGCGUUCGAGGCCGACGAUCAAUCGGCGCUCAUUUACUUACUGCUAUCGCAGAAGAAUCGGUGGGUAGACAAGGUUUACAUCGAAAACUCCUAUUACCUUCAUGGAUUCUGGACUGGAUUGGUGGAGAAAUUUGAGGAAAUGAUGGAGAAGCAUCAUCCCGGACUAGGGGACGAGAGGUGGCCAUUCGUCACUCAUUUUGUUGGCUGCAAGCCUUGUGGUAGCUAUGGUGACUACCCUGUGGAGAGAUGCUUGAAAAACAUGGAGAGAGCUUUCAAUUUUGCAGAUAACCAAGUGCUCAGAAUGUAUGGGUUUUCUCAUGGAAACCUGACCACCCACAAGAUUAAGAGGACUAAGAAGCAGACAGAAAAGCCAUUGGAAUUCUUGAAUCAGCUUAAUCCUGAAGCUAAGAUAGAAACCAAAGGGUGAGACAGACAGGCCAUCUAUGGGACUAAUGGACUAUUGUUCUACAAAAUCUCAGGUCUGCCAUGUUUUUUCUGGUUCCAUUUGAUGUUGUAGCUUCUUCUUGUAGCCUGAGUUCCAGCCUUAGAUCAGAUUUUUCUGCAUCUUAAGGUAAAUUGAACUUUUAAAAUUCGAGUUUAUUUAGAGUUUUUAUCAAGGGAAGGAAGGUUUCUUUUGUAAUACCUCAAUAUGUUUUAUUUUACAUCCUGUAAUGAUGAUGAACAUGUUUCAAUGACAA